UUAAUCGCCUCUUACGACAUGCCUGGCUGGAUGGCAGGGAUCCUAUUCUUACUGUAGCCGGAACUAAUCAUCGCUAAAGGCCAGCAGCUUACUUUAGCGCCAAUCAGUCCAUUCCUCUGUGGCGUUCCAGGAAAGAGGACGGAAGUUCCCAAGGAGCAUUUUCUACUAAAAGUUCUAGCUCUCGUUAGUCGGGUGCGUUGUCUUAUCUUUACCUCGCGUUGUGUUCUUUAUUUUUUUAUUCCUAUCCACCACGCACCCGCAUUCAGCGGACCUUGAAGUCCACAAAAGACCUGCUUUACUUGCUCAGACUAAAGUGUCUCUUCUAUCGGUGCAUCAGUUCCACGGAUCUUCACGUGUCUUCUCUCUGCUGCUGUGUCACCACUACAUGACAACACAAAUCUCUCUCUCUCUAGUGAUACUCGUUCACCUCAUUCACGCGACGAGGACACAGGUGACAUGUCAUAACAAAAACAAAAAAAACAAAAAGAGAGAGUUCCUGUCAUCGUGUGCUUUGCUGAGCACAUAAACUACAUUAAAAAUGUCAUCAGCUUCACAGAGUGAUGUUAUAACAGUAAAUGAAGAGGAAACGGAGAGUGGCAAGCAGGAUGAGGAUGGUGUAUUUAACCGUGCUUCACUAAUGAGACAAGACAGUGUUGACACGGAGAAACCUCAGCUUCGGUUCAUGUAUAAAACAGAUGCACUCAGUGAAAGUGACAAAGACUGGUUUAUGAACAAGAUUAAAAGAUUGGAACAAAAUUCAGGAGCUGAUGAACCUGAUACUCCUGUCACUUUGGACAUGAUAAGAGGUGAAAAUAAAACAGGAGCCAAAGAACGAAAGAGGAACAGUAAAAGUAUUGUAAAGAUCAGAAAAUUUAUCAACGAUAAAGUUGCUGAAAAUUUCAAACUACUGUCCAAGCUUGUUGAUGAACAAGGAGAACAUUUCAAGCUUCUGUCUGUUGACAAAAACAUUAUGCUUAAAAGUUUUCAUGUGAUGGAGAAAGAAGCACAGGGUCUAAGGGAUAAACUAGCAAAGUGUAUUGAAGAUAAAGCAGCUGCAGAUCAGGAAGCUAGCCAAAAGGUAGAGUCACUAAAAAGUGAGGUGGAGAACCUGACAAGACAACUAAAGUCUACACAACAAGAAGCAGAGGAAGCCAAAAUGCAGGCAAAAGUUUUGGCAGCAGAAAAAACAAUGGCAGAAGAGCAGCGGGUGACAGCUGAGAGAAACAUGGCAGAAAGAAGUGAGAGAGCUCUUCAGAAAUAUCUGCUAGAAGCCAAGGAAGAGAUGAUACGAUGCCACCAGCAAAUCUUAGAGGUUGUGCAGAAGUCUACCAACAAUAGUUUUAGUCCUCAGUAUGAGCAACAGUAGUAGCAGCAGCUGCUAAACUACAUAGUAACAGCAUUGGAGCUUUCAAGAACAGGAGUGGGGCCUUUAACAUUGGUAACAGUACUGGAACCUUAAGCAUCCUUAACAGCAGCUAUUAGAAGUAACACUGUAGAGUGCUUGGAUGACUUUUAUCUAACCUGGAAAGUAUGCUUCAUUCUCAUUCUCUCCCCCCCACCAACAAAUCUGGAGCAGCAGUAUCAGCAUUGGUGUCUUCAGGAGCAGUAAUACAGGUCUGGUUUGCAUGUGAAGUCUUGAAAAUAAGUUUUAAAUUGCCUGUCUCAAGUUCAUGUCAACUUCACUAAGUUUGGUCUCAAUACAUGACUUGCUACUUGAGACUGGUGACUUAUUUUCAGGAACUCCUCAAAUUCACACCAGCCAACAGUAAUUUUGGGAAGAAAGUCCAACUUAAUACAUCACAUACCACGCAGCCAGCUUUAGACAGUUAGAGGCUGCUCGGUCCAUCUUGACUGUAGAGUGUUUGGAUGAUUUUUAUCGAACCUGGAAAGUAUGCUUCAUUCUCAUUCUCUCCUUCCACCCAAUUGCAAUCACUUCCAGCUAAUGUGCUUUUGGAGCUCAAAGUGAAAGAAUCAUAAAAUGGUUGCAUUAUUUCUGUGUCUCAAAAAGGAUUUUAAUCUCUUUGGUUAUGGGUUACUAUUACAAAGAAAUGAACUAAUCAUUUAAAUCAAUAUUUUUAUGGAAUUUUCUUUAAGUCGUCAGAACAGCAAAUCAUUUUGUUUUAACAAUGUAUACUAUUUUGCAUUCAAAUUACUGAUAUAUCACUAAUCAGUACAAUAAUACCUUACUAAUCACUGUCAGACCAAUUGUAGAUGAUUAUUGCUCAGGUCAAUGUGGUGAUUUGAUUUCAGAUCGGCAGUAUCUUUAUUAGCACACAUGGUGUAAUAUUCAUCAGGUUUAUUGUCAUCGACGGAAAAGAGCCGUCUUGCUCAACUUUUCAGUAUUACUGCAAUCUUCAGAUCAGCAACACUUUAAUAAUAAUUUGAUUUUCAUGUCUGUAAUAUCUUGAACAUUUAGUUUAAUAAUAUCUUCAGGCAGCUAGUAUUGGUCAUAGAUCACAAAUAUCAUUGCCAUCAUGGUCAGCAUGGUUGGUUUAUCAACGGUCGAGGUCAGUGUCCAGCACUUGGCUCUCCAUGGGAGAGGUUCUAAAAGAUGCUGAUGAAGGUGGCUGAUAUCAGAUCCUCUGCUGAGGCAGUGUAGUCCAUAGGAAUGGGAAUCCCAUGGGAAACGUCCCAUGGGAUGGGAUGGGAUGGGACAGCACACAUUUGUAUUUCCCAUGGUAGUCGAUACUUGAUAUUGUAAAAUAAAUUUACUCUGAA
Messenger RNA from Pomacea canaliculata, 2718 nucleotides. RefSeq lists its product as uncharacterized. The transcript is spliced from 5 exons. Bases 539 to 1366 code for a protein of 275 amino acids. The record is from RefSeq and is a predicted model, not a curated record. Lineage: Eukaryota; Metazoa; Mollusca; Gastropoda; Architaenioglossa; Ampullariidae.